Messenger RNA from Cicer arietinum (chickpea), 2285 nucleotides. Its product is annotated as probable leucine-rich repeat receptor-like protein kinase At1g68400. Lineage: Eukaryota; Viridiplantae; Streptophyta; Magnoliopsida; Fabales; Fabaceae. Gene Ontology annotation, molecular function: protein binding; protein kinase activity; ATP binding. Gene Ontology annotation, biological process: protein phosphorylation. The record is from RefSeq and is a predicted model, not a curated record.
UUGUAUUUAGUGUUGUGGGUGUGGGGGUUAUGUGUGUACAAGUGAUACUUCUAAUAAACAAACCGCACAAGUUUCAUCACUCCAUUUCAUCUACUUUCUCAUAUUCUUACCUGGCCUCUCUUACCUAUCUACUCUCCCACCCACAAUGAUACUACCACCUUCUCCUUCCAUUCUACACACAACCAUCUUCUCAUUAAUCUUCCACUUUCUCCUCCUCCUCACUCACGCCUCAAAUAACCCAGAUUUUCAACCAUUAAUAGCAUUCAAAACAGCUACCGACACAUCCAACAAACUCACCACAUGGAACACAACCACAGACCUAUGCACCUGGUACGGUGUCUCCUGUCUCAGAAACCGCGUCUCCCGCCUCGUCCUCGAAAAUCUCCAACUCCACGGCUCCAUCCAACCCUUAACCUCUCUCACUCAGCUCCGUGUACUCAGCCUUAAACGCAACCGUUUUAAUGGUCCCAUUCCCAGUCUCUCCAACUUCACUUCAUUAAGACUUCUCUUCCUCUCUUAUAACAAUUUCUCCGGCGAAUUCCCUGAAACUUUAACCUCCCUCACCCGCCUCUACCGUCUCGAUCUCUCCCAUAACAAUCUCUCCGGCGAGAUUCCACCAAAUGUCUACCGUUUAUCUCACCUCCUUACACUCCGCCUCGACGGAAACCAAAUCCAAGGCCACAUUCCAAACAUAAAUCUCUCUUACCUUCAAGACUUCAAUGUCUCCGGUAAUCUUCUCUCCGGUCGAAUACCUGAGUCGCUGUCGGGUUUUUCAGAUUCUGCUUUCGCAGAAAAUCCGUCUCUCUGUGGUGGUCCGUUGCAGAAAUGUAAAGACAUUCCUGCCCUUGCUUCGAUGCCUACACACACUAACCGAAGAAAUGGAGGUCCGAGAAUGGGGACUAUGGUCUUAAUCGUUAUUAUCCUCGGCGAUGUAUUGGUACUCGCCAUUGUUUCAAUGCUUCUCUACUGCUACUUCUGGCGAAACUACUCCAAGGAGGGAAAAGAAGGAGGGUCGAAUUCAAAGAGUGUUUCUUUAGAGGCUGAAAAUCAAAAGAUGGUUUAUGUUGGGCAACAAGGGUUGGAGAAAGGUCAUAGUAAAAUGGUGUUUUUUGAAGGGGCAAAGAGGUUUGAACUAGAGGACUUGCUUCGUGCUUCAGCGGAAAUGUUAGGGAAGGGUUCGUUUGGCGCUGUGUAUAAAGCUGUUCUUGAUAAUGGAAGUGUUGUGGCUGUGAAGAGAUUGAAGGAGAUUCAGAUUGGAGGGAAGAAAGAGUUCGAGCAGAGAAUGGAAGUUCUUGGAAGGUUAAGACACUCCAACAUUGUUAGUUUGAAGGCUUACUAUUUCGCAAAGGAUGAAAAAUUGCUUGUCUUUGAUUACAUGGUUAAUGGUAGCUUGUUCUGGCUCCUUCACGGCAACCGAGGACCCGGGAGAACCCCACUUGACUGGACCACGAGGCUAAAGAUAGCAGCCGGAACCGCGCGAGGUGUGGCUUUCAUUCACAACCAUAACAAUAAUCUCACCCACGGUAGCAUCAAAUCCACCAAUGUUUUAGUUGACGUGGCUGGAAACGCACACGUGGCGGAUUUUGGACUCUACAUUUUCGCCGUCCCGUCAAACAAAAGAUCCAACGGUUACCGCGCUCCGGAAAUAUCGGACGGUCGAAAACAGUCCCAGAAAUCUGAUGUGUAUGCCUUUGGCGUUCUGCUGAUGGAAUUACUAACGGGGAAGUGUCCCUCCGCCGCGGACGGCGGUGCUGCGGUUGAGCUUCCUAGGUGGGUCCAGUCGGUUGUGAGGGAGGAAUGGACGGCUGAGGUGUUUGAUCUUGAGCUGAUGAGGUACAAGGAUGCCGAGGAGGAAAUGGUGGCGCUAUUGCAGAUUGCUAUGACGUGUACUGCAAUUGCACCUGAUCAACGGCCAAAGAUGAGCCACGUAGUCAAGAGUAUUGAGGAGUUGCGUGGGGUUGAAGUCUCUCCGGGUUAUGACACGUUGGAUUCGGUUUCUGAGUCACCUUCCGUGUCUGAAGAUGCUAGUGGAGGUAGAGCUAUUCACUAACCUUAGGGUUUUGAAGCUCAGUCGUGUUUCUAAUUAAACCAAAUUAUGAUUUGAUUGUCUUUUCAAAUUUUGUAUGUUACUUAUUUUUAUCUCAAACUUAAUUUAAUAUUUUACCUAUUUAAAUUUGACCGAGAUGCUGUAGCCCUGUAAGUUAAAAUUUCAGCUAAGGAAUUAUGCUUAGUAAAGCAAUGUGACAUGACAUGUUCAUAUAGUUAUAGUGAUGUGCUUUUUUAGA